This is a messenger RNA of Anisakis simplex (herring worm), 1317 nucleotides long. The record is from the annotation of a GenBank genome assembly. NCBI's taxonomy places the organism in Eukaryota, Metazoa, Nematoda, Chromadorea, Rhabditida, Anisakidae.
CAGUGUGAAGAAAGUGUGGUCAGCCUUCAGUGUGGUCGUGUUCAGUCGGAAAGUUUUGAUGAGAUUGUCGUAUGCACUUAUACAGGGUGGAUAUUCGCACUAACCACUGAACCGAUCGCUAAACCGCGCAAAGAUGCUCUCACAACAUUUGCACCACACGUGGAGGUUAAAGUUCAACAGUUGAGAAGUGAAUUAGAAGAAUUGGAACACAAAGUGAAUGAAGAAAGACAACGUUAUCAUCAGCUGACACUCCAAGAAGGGACCAAGAUAGCAGGUGUACCUCGUUUCGCGAUUCAAGAUCAAUUCACUCUCGAUAAAUCGUUGGCUUGCUACACACUGUCAAUUGAACUGAUCAUUCCAAUAGAUUAUAUCCUACUCCAGAGUGAUGUUGGUGUUGAACUUAUUGAUGUCUCGAAAAAUUCUGCUGUGGUUUCAACAACGAUACCCGAAGAGGGGUCGGGUAAUGCUCUGUUGGCCACAUAUCGAUGUCAAGCGAAUACAACGCGAACCGAAAUGCGCAUUCGAUCGAUUGAAGGACAAUACGGCACUUUACAAGCGUAUAUCUGUCCCAAAAUUCACCCAAAGAUGUGCCAAGUCCGAUCCUAUAGCAUAAAACCGCUUUCGCUACACCAGCGAAUACAUGAAUUCGAUGCUUCGCGUCCUUUGAAUACACUUCGAAUCAGCGGUAGUUUUACACUGUCAGAGGCACAUCAAUGGCUCAAUUUAUUGGUCUCUCAGGUGCCUGAAAGAGUACCUCCGCACGAGACAGUCACUUUCAAUUUUGCAUCAACUUUCGAUGGAGGAACACAACUUCAAGCCACUUACACUCGAGGUUCAGCGAUAUAUCGAAGUGAUAAUAUUUCCACAAUUGCAAUCAUUCGUGAUGUUCUCAGUAAAGAGGUAACUCGACGACAGAUCAAAGUCGAUAUUCAGUGUGAAAUGAAUGAAGAGAGUAUAAUGCAUACGUUGCAAUUGCUUCAUCCGAAAAUGGAAUAUCAAAAUAAUCUACUGAGACGACUCGAACUCGCGCAAGCACUGAAGGAACUGGCUGAUAACGGCGAUGAUUUGACGUAUUUAUCGGAUGAUAUGCGGGAACUACUUGAAUCAUACGAUAGACUGCAUGAUGAUGCAUCAACACAUGGCGUUCAUCUGGAUCGUCUCGUUGGCAUUAUAACUGAUCUAUAUAUCGAUAAGGAACGAAUGGCUGGCAGAAAUGGAAAGGCAAAGGUUGAGGAGCUUUUAAGCAUACUAUCAAAAUAUGAUGCUAGGACACUGCAUAAUUUCUUCAUGGGUAAAUCAGCCGUGCAACAGCAAUAA